GUCCACAUCAACGCAUCUCUGGCGUCUAUCCCACUCGCAUUGUUCCCACCAACUCCAACCAAACUCCGUACAACCUCCCUUGGCUAGAACGACGCUUGUACAGCACUGGACGCUGGGGCUCACCAACCUGCGGUAGAAGUACGGGAGGUACACAGUACUGCUAUUAUGGCCAAGGAUAGAUCAGCCAAGAAGAAUCAGUCUUCAGCGCGGCCUCCGGCGGCCGCUGUAGUUCGCCCGAGCUGGCCGCCGUUCAGGCUAACCUUGCCAGUAGUGCCUCUCGCCCCAGAGGCACCCGUCCCAGGCCUCGAGGAAAAGAUCGUCCUCGUGCGGAAUUUCUGGCCGAGAAGCUUGUGUCGAGACUAUGUCACAUUCCUCAGGACGCUGCCUCUGACCACCACCCCUGGCCGGCCCAAGCGCGGGGAGGCAGUGAGGGUCAAUGAUAGAUUUCAAGUCGACGACCCGGCCUUCUCGCAACGACUCUGGGCGGAGACAGGCCUCCGGGACGCCCUACUGGAGGCAUCGUUCAAACAUGUGUGGGGCGGGGAAGUGGUGGGCUUGAACCCCAACAUCCGAGUAUAUCGUUACUCGAAGAACCAAUACUUCGACUGCCACUACGAUGACUCCAACCUUGUUGCGCUGCCCACCCCCAGCGAACCUUCUAGUCCCGUACAGACUAAAACUACAUGGACCCUGUUGCUGUACUUGACCUCAGCUGCUGAAGGCUGUAUUGGCGGAGAAACGGUCUUCUAUCCUCUAGAUCGAAAGUCUGCAAAAGAAGAGAUUGCUGUUGCCCCCGAAACCGGAAUGCUUCUUCUCCACAAGCACGGAGAGGACUGCUUAUUGCACGAGGGUCGGCAAGUGACAGCAGGGGAAAAGUGGAUAAUUCGCACCGAUCUCUGCGUGAGAAAAUAGCUUUACCGACAUAUGUACGAUCUUCGAUUACGCACUCUUAAGAAGCCCAGAUCUAUGUCUUGCGUACGGGAUCGACUUUGGUUCGUCAAUGGCCUCGCAGAUUUUGUGGCUCGAGUCCUACGCUCGUCCUCGAAUCGGAACCUUGCCUUAUACACGCCCAAGAGCCUACACGAACUCUAAGCUGCUGUUGCCACGUCACUUCAAGACCGCCCUAUACGCCACUCGGGGAGCCGAAGAUGCAACAAGGCCGGGACGGGUAGAUCCUAUAAUACAUACAUCCAAUUAAGCACGUUAAUCUCCACAGGUCGAUCCUCCUAGGGAUUGGCUUCUCUGGCGGUCUAGAAAGUACAUGCAUACUCUUCUCGAAGCCGAU
Messenger RNA from Durotheca rogersii, 1285 nucleotides. RefSeq lists its product as uncharacterized. Gene Ontology annotation, molecular function: L-ascorbic acid binding; iron ion binding; procollagen-proline 4-dioxygenase activity. Bases 166 to 912 code for a protein of 248 amino acids. The record is from RefSeq and is a predicted model, not a curated record. Gene Ontology annotation, biological process: peptidyl-proline hydroxylation to 4-hydroxy-L-proline. The transcript is spliced from 4 exons. Lineage: Eukaryota; Fungi; Ascomycota; Sordariomycetes; Xylariales; Xylariaceae. Gene Ontology annotation, cellular component: endoplasmic reticulum.